Hermetia illucens (black soldier fly) is the source of this 1293-nucleotide messenger RNA. Its product is annotated as aldo-keto reductase family 1 member B1-like. Bases 149 to 1102 code for a protein of 317 amino acids. Gene Ontology annotation, cellular component: cytosol. The record is from RefSeq and is a predicted model, not a curated record. NCBI's taxonomy places the organism in Eukaryota, Metazoa, Arthropoda, Insecta, Diptera, Stratiomyidae. Gene Ontology annotation, molecular function: aldose reductase (NADPH) activity. The transcript has 5 exons.
GAGUGCUUUCAGUCCGCCAGCAACAUUUGUUCGUCGUCGACCGGCUAGUGAGUUUGGUGUCGGCAUUUUAACUCGUCGCGCGAUUAAUUUGAUUUAUUCUAGAACUUUUUUAAUUCGUUAGUUAAUAAAAGUGAGAAAUAGUUGUAAAAUGGCUUCAAAGGUUCCAAAUGUGACACUGAACAGUGGCAAAUUGAUGCCCAUUCUUGGAUUAGGAACAUGGGGGUCGCCAAAGGGAGAAGUAGCUGCAGCUGUGAAACAUGCAUUCGACGUAGGCUAUCGUCAUAUUGAUUGCGCUCAUGUUUACGAGAACGAGCAUGAAGUUGGAGAAGCAAUUGCUGCUAAAAUUGCUGACGGCACUAUCAAGCGAGAAGAUAUUUUCAUCACCAGCAAAUUAUGGAAUACAUUCCACAGUCCCGAAUUAGUGAAACCAGCCUGCGAAACUACCCUGAAAAAUUUGGGCUUGAAAUAUUUGGAUCUUUAUCUCAUUCACUGGCCCAUGGGCUAUAAAGAAGGUGGACCAUUAUUCCCACGAGAUGCAAACAAUACAGUGGAGUUUUCAGAUACCAGUUUCUUGGAUACAUGGAAAGCUAUGGAGAAAUUAGUCGAUGAAGGAUUAGUCAAGUCUAUUGGCAUUUCCAAUUUCAAUAAGAAGCAAACAGAAAGCAUUCUCGCCAAUUCUCGCAUUAAGCCAGCUGUCAAUCAAAUUGAAUGCCAUCCAUAUUUGAAUCAAAGUAAACUGAUCGAAUAUUCCAAGUCUAAAGGCAUUGCUAUCACUGCUUACAGUCCUUUGGGAUCACCAAACCGUCCAUGGGCAAAGCCUGGAGAUCCUCUUUUGUUGGAAGAACCAAGAAUCGUAGAAAUCGCUAAGGCAUACAAGAAAACCGCCGCUCAGAUUCUUAUUCGCUAUCAAAUUGAUCGUGGUGUUAUUGUUAUCCCGAAAUCAGUUACGCUGAGUCGUAUUGAUUCUAAUUUCGAUGUUUUCGAUUUCAAACUGACUAAAGAAAAUAUCGCUACAAUUGACUCAUUUAAUAACGGUCACCGCUUUGUGCCUAUUUUGGACGCUAAAAAUCAUAAGGACUAUCCCUUCAAUGAUGAAUAUUAAUUUGGAAUUAUCCAUUCAUCAAUAAUUAGAACGGAACGGCCCAGCUAACAUGAGCACAAGCUAAUGGAGGAUCACACUCGAACACUUCACAGCGAAUUGCCUUGACGAUAACUCAUCUUAUGCAUUAUGUAACAUCACUGAUAGUGUUGUCAUUUAAUUUGUAAUAAAGAAAAGUAUUAUUAUAAUGAAAA